UUCCACCCUCGCGAUACUUUAGGAGUUAAACAAUACACGCAAAAUAAUUUAUUUCCGUCAUUAAAAUACUUUGAUUUCCAAAGAAGAAAUGCGCAACUUACUAGUACUCUGAACUUGUUGCUCAUCAUUGUUUCCUGUUUUAAAUAAAUAUUUGAGGCUGUUUAGGGAAAACUUUUGUCCAUGAAUUGGAGCGCUUUUCAUGUAGUAUAAGGUGCUCCUCCAAUGGGCUGUGGGGCAAGUGUCGACGGAGAUUCCGAUUCACAGGCUUCUCUUGAAGAGUGGGAAAAAGUUCAAAGGCGACGUACUUCAGUUUUAUCAGAGGUAUCAGACGCAGAUUCUGAUUCGAGUAUAGGAGUAAGAAAGAAUUUGCAGGAUAUAGAUAUGAAAACUUCUGGCUUUCAGCAGGGAGCCAGUAUAGCCAUUGUGGAUGACUUGGCUUACCAUACAGCAAGAGACAGCAGCUCGAUGACUAACGCAUCAGAAGAUGAAGGCCUGUUUUUGGAUAACGACUUUCCUCCAUCUGAAACUACAUUAUAUCACAACAGAAGAGCCAGAGACCCUCAAAUCAUAUGGCUUAGACCUCAUGAACUUACUUUAAGGCCAGAGCUUUUGAUUGAUGGUGUAAGUCGACAUGACAUUGUACAAGGAGUUUUAGCUGACUGCUGGUUUCUUUCUUCAUGCGCUGCAGUUGCACAAAGGCCAGAUCUAAUGGAAAAGGUUAUACCAUCCAAUCAACCACUGAGCGGCGAAGGAUACAAAGGAAUUGUUACUUUUCGAUUCUGGAGGUUUGGUCACUGGAUAACUGUUUACAUUGAUGAUCUGUUGCCAACGAAGAAAAGGAAGCUUAUUUUUUCUCGAAGCUCAGAGCCUAGAGAAUUUUGGGUCUCAUUACUUGAAAAAGCAUACGCUAAGUUACAUGGCUCAUAUGAAGCUCUGGAAGGAGGUCAUGCCAUGGAUGCUCUAGUCGAUCUCACAGGAGGCUUGGCUGAAAUGUAUGUUUUAGAAACAGCGCCACCUCAUCUCUACAAUUAUUUAUUACAUGCUUCAUCAAAUGGCGCAUUUAUCACUUGUUCCAGGAAG
Molecule: messenger RNA, 1080 nt
Organism: Stegodyphus dumicola
Lineage: Eukaryota; Metazoa; Arthropoda; Arachnida; Araneae; Eresidae
Product: calpain-A-like
Biological process (GO): proteolysis
Cellular component (GO): cytoplasm
Molecular function (GO): calcium-dependent cysteine-type endopeptidase activity
Source: RefSeq, a predicted model, not a curated record